Colletotrichum truncatum is the source of this 1821-nucleotide messenger RNA. RefSeq names its product het domain-containing protein. The record is from RefSeq and is a predicted model, not a curated record. Lineage: Eukaryota; Fungi; Ascomycota; Sordariomycetes; Glomerellales; Glomerellaceae.
AUGCGGCUUUUAAACACUUCCACGCUUCGCCUAUCCGAGUUCAUCGGGGACGUGCCAAGAUACGCAAUCUUGUCACACACAUGGGCUGAGGAUGAAGUGCUCUUUCGGGACUUGGAAAAGUACCCGUCGGCCACGGCUGGAUGGGCCAAGGUGCAAGCUGCGUGUAAGUUGGCGCGCAGUAAGGGUCAUGCGUGGAUCUGGAUCGACACCUGCUGCAUCGACAAGUCCAGCAGCGCCGAGCUCUCCGAGGCAAUCAACUCAAUGUACAAAUGGUACCAGGAAGCUGUCGUCUGCUUCGCCUACCUUGCUGAUGUGCCCUACUACGAACAUGGGACCGUGGCGCGCACGGCGGCGCUGGCGAAUAGCCGAUGGUUCACUCGAGGAUGGACACUGCAAGAACUUCUCGCGCCGGUGGAAGUCUACUUUUAUUCUUCUGACUGGAGACUCAUAUCUUCACGAAAGGAACUGAGAAGCGACAUUGAGGAGAUCACGGGCAUUGAAGCAGCGUACUUGUCGGGUCCGUGGAACACGAAUGUGAGCAACGCGAGCGUGGCUCAGCGCAUGUGCUGGGCGUCGACGAGAAAGACCACGCGAAUUGAGGACAUUGCCUACUGCCUACUGGGCAUAUUCAGAGUCAACAUGCCACUCAUCUACGGAGAGGGACUCAACGCCUUCAAAAGACUGCAAGAGGCCAUUCUGAGAGAGUAUGACGACCAGUCCAUUUUUGCUUGGGGUCACCUCCAAGAUAGCUUUGACAGCCUGCUCACCCCUCCCGGCACGCCUCUUCUGGCUGAUGGCCCCUGGUGGUUUGAAAAGGCUGGCGAUAUCGUGCCUUUCUGGACACCAAAUGUCGACGCAAGGUUACGGAUCGAACAUGACGGCGUCACAUUUACCACGCCGCUCUGGAAAGAGGCUGCAACGAGCUGGAUUUCUUCGUGGGACGCCAGCGUUCUUGCGCCGUUGCAAUGCCGAAGGAGGAGCGAUCCCCUCAACUGCAUUGCAAUACGUCUUUCUAUCGCCAACCAAGGUACCAAAAUGAGCCCUCAGUCAUCAGUCUUGACGUGCUUUCGACAGUCGGUGUCUCUCUACCCUAUCACGAGACGUGCCUGGUUAGAAAGGAAUCUCUGUCAAGCAUUCGUGAAUUACUCGGGAGUCUACAAGGAUCUCAUGGUGGAAACGAUAGCCGACAAGGGCUGCGUCGUUCGCACCCUUCCUCGGGGGUACACGGCAAUGGAAGUCUGCACCCAUUUAUGUGACCAUGUAAGAAGACCACACGACGGUUCCGAGACGAAGUCGAUAAUUCCCGUGCCGGGUGGCUUUAAGUUGGAAACUACCACGAGGAAUUACGGAUUAGCUCAUCCCGCCGUGGUCCGUCUAAAGGGACCGUCGCUGCCUGACCUCGCGCUGGUGCUGCAAUUCCAGUACCUGUCUGAGCCGAACCCCAACGGCGGCCCUGACGACGUCAUCUGGCCAGACUCGCCGGGCUGGAUGAUCAACCGCGUCGUGGUCGCCCCUGAGGCGUUAUCCACGAGGGAGAUUGCAAUUAUUGCUGGAGAAGAAUCAAAGGCGUGGACGGUGUCCGAGAUUCGCGGGCUGACGGGCUGGGGAAAGGCAAGCUCUGGAGUGCCGGCCGCAUACUCCAUUCUCAACCGUGGCAUUCUGGAGCUGUUUACUGGGUUCAGUUUGAGCCUCACUCAAGACGCCGCGUACGGACCGUAUCUCUUUCUGGUCGAUGUCGCGGAUCCAAAUGGUGAAAAUGUUUCCCUUGAAGCUACGCAUCGGGGGCAGUUCUGUCCCCUUAGAGGACAGGAAAUCAAAUGA